This is a messenger RNA of Caenorhabditis briggsae, 1236 nucleotides long. Bases 1 to 1236 code for a protein of 411 amino acids. The record is from RefSeq and is a predicted model, not a curated record. The transcript has 9 exons. NCBI's taxonomy places the organism in Eukaryota, Metazoa, Nematoda, Chromadorea, Rhabditida, Rhabditidae.
AUGCUUCUUCUGGAAAUCGUUUUUCUAUUCAUUCUACUUCCUAUGGUAUCAAGUGAAAAGGUCAAACGACAGGAGCAGCAUGUGACACAUGAGAUUCCGAAAUUCAAAAGAGGACCGAUCGUGAUAGUGGAUGAAACCGCGUUGACGAAUCCCAAUUCGUUUGACUAUGAUUUCUCGGAUGACUUGGAUAAGCCAGCAGACAAACAAGAUUUAUAUGAUCAAUUCAUAGAUCAACUUCCCAUGUUCCAUAUCUACAAGUUGGGAACUGACAGAGGAGUCACACAGGUGCCGAUUGUGACCAGAGCAGGAGAUACCUGGUUCACCCCAUCCACGAUAAGUAAUCGAUUAGGUUGUAUUGUUCUGAAUGACAUGUUUUUGAAGGCAACUACUACAAUUGCACCAACUACCACAAGAAAGAAGAGUACAACAACACCUAUGGCAACUACAGAAAAUACUACCACGCCUAGUACAACGACGACUGCAGCCACCACGACAACAAUAACACCACCUACUUCAACUAGCAUUUUCCGUCAUCGUCGUCCUUUCCCCAAACAGCCAGCUCCUGUUUUCAGACCUCGCACUUCUAGCAGUACUACUACAACCACAACUCCCGUCAUAAACCGAGGACCAAUUUGGAGAAAGGGUGGUGUUGUCAUUGAUACGACAACUACGCCGCGACCCUUCACAACGCCUAGACAAUGGACUGUCAGAGGGUUCAGGGUUGGGGCUAGAAGAACGUCAACUGUCACGACUACUACGACAGAAGCUCCGACAACUACAACGAGAAGAACUACAACUCAGGCGCCGACUACUUUCGUGCCAUGGUGGAAGACUACCACGACAGCGUCUAGCAGAUGGGUUGCUGGGCCUCGUCAUCCACCACGAUUCAAUCAAAAUCAAAAUUGGAAGCAACCAAUCAGAAAACUACAAGAAACUGUUGGCAGAACUGUGGCCCCUGCUCAUGUGGAUCCUAUCAACAGAUCUCAACCAAAGCCAGUGGUCAUCCACACUGGUAGAUAUGCAGGUCCAACGUAUAAUUGUCGUGUGCUAAAUCCGUUCACGGACGGUCAACAGUCGGCUGAGCACGACUCAUCGUGCAAGAUGCUCUAUCCAGGAUUAUCCCUUGACGGAUCUUGCCGUUGUUUCUAUAAGGUGGCCGGGCGAGAUGAACACGGAUGUGCGACAGGCUUCAUCUACGCGUGCCGAGCCCUCGGAUUGAGGAGUAUAAGUGUAUAA